GUAGCACGAUCGACGAGCGCGGAGCGAGGCUGCGCCAUUGUUGCGCGAGAGGUGCUGCUGGCGAGAGACAGCGCGGUGAAAGAGAGGGCCGCGUCCAGGCCACAAGUUAGUUUUAUUUCGAGGAGCAUUUUCACGACGCCCUGGGUUGGUGAUCGAGAGGAUAGGAAGCUUCUCCGUCGAGGACGCGCGCUGCCUGUGAUAUUUUCGUACCUUAUUAGCGCCGCGCUGAGAAGCGAGAGGGAAAGAUGGAGGACGACCAGCAGUUCUGCCUUAGGUGGAACAACCACCAGAGCACUAUCAUACAGAACUUCGACACACUACUCGAGUCCGGCACCCUAGUUGAUUGCACGCUGGCGGCGGAGGGGAAGUACCUAAAGGCCCACAAAGUCGUCCUCUCCGCCUGCAGUCCGUACUUUGAGGGUCUCUUGAGCGAACACUACGACAAACACCCUGUGUUCAUUCUCAAGGAUGUAAAAUUCAAAGAACUGAAGGCCAUGAUGGACUACAUGUACAGGGGAGAAGUUAAUAUCUCCCAGGAUCAGCUGACGGCAUUGCUGAAGGCUGCCGAGUCACUACAAAUCAAGGGCCUGUCGGACAGCAGGACGGACAAGGGGACCGGUAACACCGGCAACACUACGACCGGGGGCAGCAAAGACAACACAAGGCCAGCGAAAACGGCGAGCUCGACGGCCGCCGCAUCGGCCUCCGCUGCCGCGGUCGACAUUCCACACACGUCUUCCGGUCUUACCAUAGAGAAGAACAGCAAAGUUCCUAGGCAGAGUAUACAGCAGGUCUCCGUUAGUGAUCAGCUAGAGAACUCGGCCAGUCCUCAACUCAGGGGUCACUCAUCCAGGGAAGGAUCACAAAGUCCAACACGUAAAAGAAAGAGGCUGCGAAGGCGAAGUCUCGGUAACGAUGACAAUUCCAUGGAAAACCAUGAGGCAUCAAACUCCAGCGACGUUAACAUGACCGCACCAGCACUCGGUGUCGCGCCUGUUGCAGAAGAGAAAAGCCAAGCCGAUCCUGCGGAUUCGAUCGGCAGGUCAGCCCUCAUGCAACAGUUAACGAAACCGGCGGACGAGAUGCUACAGAUGCCUCUUGAAAAGCCCGAGCCCAGCGAAGAUAUGAUACAGCCAAAGUCUGAGUACCAAGACGACCAGGAGAGCGUAGAAGACCUUACGAACUUCGAUGACGAUAUGAAUGACCUGAACGAAAUGGAACAAGACAACAGUAGGGCGGGCCCCAGUCAUGAUCCUUCCCAACAUGCCGGUAUGCCGUCGUGGCACAUAGCUGGAGACCGAAGCAACGCGAGCGUCGUGGGUGCAGCAGCUGGACCCGGAGCUGGUGAUGAAGUGUUCCUCGCCGCAGCCGAAGCAGCCCAAGCCCAACGCGACUCACAAGGGCUCGUUAGCGAACAAAUGCCACAGAGAAAGAUUGUGGAAGAACACAUGAAGCAAACCGUAAUACUGCGUAAUGCAGAGGAUUUUAUCGAGCCACAAAAUCAACAACAAUCACAAGAAGUAAACCAACAACAGAACGUUCAAUUGCAAGAACAAGUGCUCGUGCCUACACAGGCUGCCGAAUUAUCACAUCCCCAGCAACAAGACCUUUGUCACUCGGUUUUAUACAGGGAUCGCUUGUACAUUCUGCUUCAGCGCCCUCCUCAACAAAUGUAUAAACAAUCAAAUGUUUCUCCGCCACAAAAUUCUAACUCUGCUAAUAACACGCUUCAACAACCUGAUACUUCGAGUGCACAAAGUUCGGAUUCUACUAAGGCAAUUCUUCAACAACUAUCUCAUUUGAGUGCACCGAUAAGCAUGUAUCAACCAUCUCCGCAUUCCCGUGCACCUAUAAACGUGCAACAACUAGCGCCUCAUUUAAGUGUAUCUCCAAAUAUGUAUCAACAACCUUCUUAUCCAAACGCACCUAUAAAUGUGUAUCAAUCAACAUCUCAUCCAAAUUCGCCUAUCAAUAUGCAUCAACAACCUCCUUAUCCAAGUGAAACUAUAAACGUGUAUCAACCAACAACUCAUCGAACUUCGCCUCUUAAUCUGCACCAACCACCUUCUUAUCCAAAUGCAUCUAUAAACAUGCAUCAACCAACAACUCAUCCAACUUCGCCUCUUAAUCUGCAUCAACCACCUUCUUAUCCAAAUGCACCUAUAAACGUGCAUCAACCAACAACUCAUCCAACUUCGCCUCUUAAUCUGCAUCAACCACCUCCUUAUCCAAAUGCACCUAUAAACGUGCAUCAACCAACAACUCAUUCAACUUCGCCUCUUAAUAUGCAUCAACCACCUCCUUAUCCAAAUGCACCUAUAAACGUGCAUCAACCAACAACUCAUUCAACUUCGCCUCUUAAUAUGCAUCAACCACCUCCUUAUCCAAAUGCACCUAUAAACAUGCAUCAACCAGCUACUCAUUCAACUUCGCCUCUCAAUAUGCACCAACCACCUUCUUAUCCUAGUGCACCUAUGAACAUGGAUCAAACGCCACCUCAUCCAAAUUCAACUAUAUUGAACGUGCAACAACCACCUCCUUACCCUAGUACACCUGUUAAUUUGCAACAACAGCCUCAAAAUCUACAAUCGCCCCGGAAUCGACAAUCCCCGUUCAAUGCGCAGCAACAACCACGAUCGUCGCAUGCAGCUAAAUUGAAUUCACCUCGUGCAAGUCAUCAACAAUCCAAGCUUUCACAUUCACCAAGUCAGUCACAGCGGCACACCUAUCCUUCAAAAAAGCAAUAUUCACGUUCAAUUCUUAUAGUAAAUUCAAAUCCUGGCCCUUCACAAUCAUCUCGCAGAGUUGAUCAACGACCCCAAUCGUCGAAUUCGCGUCACUCACAGUCAUCCUAUGAGCACUACGAACAGCCGCACUCGUCGCAUCAGAAUCCGCCUUUGGUUCAACAAUCUCGUUCUUCGCACGAUUAUCAGCAACUGUCGAAUUCUCAGACACAACCACGCCAGCCAAAAAAGUCCGCGCCUAAAACGCGCAAAAAGGGAAAGUCUCGUCAACCUACGAAGAAAUCAAAUCAAACACACCCACUAAGAGAACAACAACCACCUAUGCCUCGAGACUCACGUCCAGCACAACAGCACUCACCUCAAGAUCUACCUCAACAGCUAAUUCAGCAAUUACCUGAUCAGUCACUUCAACAGCCUCAACAGCCACCUCAAGAAUUACCUCAACAACCACCUCAACAGUUACCCCAACAGCCACCUCGACAAGCGGUCGAACCGUUGCCUCCACAACGACCUCCACGUCCAGAUGAACCUUUGAACCACUGUAGCUUUUGCAGCCUACAAUUCGCAACUUUUGACGCAUAUAAAUUUCACUGCAAUAAACGUUGCCCUCAUAAUAAGUGUUACGCCUGCCAAUAUUGCUCCAGUCGAUUUACGCAAUACGUUAGCCUGCGCCGACAUGUGUUGCAAGCCCAUCGUGUUUACCUGCCGCCAGCGAGAACAAAUCGAAAUAAUAAUCAAGCGGAACAGGAGCUUAACGAUAGCGAUUAAAAUGAUUGUAAAAUGUUUUGAUGAUGGCGCUUCAUUUAAAUAACAUAAUUGAAAACUCGAUCAAUGUGAUUUUAAGUAAGAUUUUAACAUGAUAGUACAAAUAAUUCAAUUGAAACCACAAAGUGCCAUGAAUGAAUGGAUAAUGAAUUAUUUUAAAAUACUAAUUGUCCCAAUGAUAUUUAUAGCCAUGCGCCAAUCGAUAAUAUUAUUUCUUUACUUAUAAGUGAUUAUUAAAAUUUUUUCGAAUACUUUUAUAAAAAUUUAGAAAAAAAUGAGAAUCUUUAUACGACUAAAUGAAUAUGAUUAACAUGCGAAAUAUGCCAUGUUGAGGACGACAGAAAAAAAUAUACUACAUGUUAUGAAAUAAUUGUAAGAUAAAUCGAUACAAUACAAGUAAAGCAAUAAAU
Molecule: messenger RNA, 3919 nt
Organism: Nasonia vitripennis (jewel wasp)
Lineage: Eukaryota; Metazoa; Arthropoda; Insecta; Hymenoptera; Pteromalidae
Product: longitudinals lacking
Exons: 7
Coding region: 246-3512 (1088 amino acids)
Biological process (GO): regulation of transcription by RNA polymerase II
Cellular component (GO): nucleus
Molecular function (GO): DNA binding; protein binding
Source: RefSeq, a predicted model, not a curated record